Messenger RNA from Lampris incognitus (smalleye Pacific opah), 2069 nucleotides. Its product is annotated as endoplasmic reticulum-Golgi intermediate compartment protein 2-like. The coding region runs from base 323 to 1537 and encodes 404 amino acids. The record is from RefSeq and is a predicted model, not a curated record. Gene Ontology annotation, cellular component: COPII-coated ER to Golgi transport vesicle; endoplasmic reticulum; membrane. The transcript has 15 exons. NCBI's taxonomy places the organism in Eukaryota, Metazoa, Chordata, Actinopteri, Lampriformes, Lampridae. Gene Ontology annotation, biological process: endoplasmic reticulum to Golgi vesicle-mediated transport; retrograde vesicle-mediated transport, Golgi to endoplasmic reticulum.
GCCUGUCUCCCAAACAAGUCUGGGACAACCGGAUAUCCGUCUGGCCCUGCAAGACCCCCCCCCCCGGCCCGGCCGGCUAAGUGAACAUCCGUCAUCCUCCACCUCUCCGUCCUCACCCCGUGUGUGGACGGCGGUCCCGGUGCGCUAACGUUAGCCACACGGCUAGCGAUGAGAGUAAGACACAAGAUGCUCGGGCGUGCAGAGGAGCUGUUCUCGGUGUCGUCGGUGCCGUGAAACAACGGACACACGGCUGACAUACAGGCACGGUCCACACAGUCGGUGCAGGGAGAGUUAAACAGGAGCUGGAGAGCUGUCUCAUAACAUGAAGAUGAGGCGUCUGUCCAAGAAGAAAGCCCUGAGCCUGGUGAAAGAACUGGAUGCUUUCUCCAAGGUCCCAGAGAGCUACAUGGAGACCUCAGCCUCAGGAGGGACAGUGUCACUGCUGGCGUUUAGUGUCAUGGCCAUUCUAGCCAUCUUAGAGUUCUUUGUUUACCGGGAUACUUGGAUGAAGUAUGAAUAUGAAGUGGACAAAGAUUUUUCCAGCAAAUUGAAAAUUAACAUUGACAUUACCGUAGCCAUGAAAUGCCAGCAUGUUGGGGCAGACAUUCUGGAUCUGGCAGAGACGAUGAUCACAUCCAGUGGUCUGAAAUAUGAGCCUGUUAUGUUUGAACUGUCCCCACAACAGAAACUGUGGCAAAGGACAUUGCUUCUCAUACAGAACAGACUAAGAGAGGAACAUGCCCUCCAAGAGGUCCUCUACAAAACCGCCCUAAAGGGAGCUCCCACCGCUCUGCCCCCACGGGAAGAUGUGUCUUUGGAGCCCCUCAAAGCAUGCAGGAUACACGGGCCUGUCUACGUCAACAAGGUGGCAGGGAAUUUUCACAUCACUGUGGGAAAGCCGAUCCAUCAUCCCCGGGGCCAUGCGCACAUUGCAGCCUUCGUAAGCCAUGAAAACAGGCUGGGUCAUCUUGUUGAGAUCACACAAGGCCAAACUGCUCUACUCCUUGGCGUUCAAUAUUGCACUUACAACUUCUCCCAUCGGAUAGACCAUUUGUCUUUCGGAGACGAGAUACCGGGCAUCAUCAAUCCUCUGGACGGCACUGAGAAAAUCACCAACAACAAUAACCAGAUGUUCCAGUACUUUAUCACAGUGGUGCCCACCAGGCUGCAGACAUACAAAAUAACUGCAGACACACACCAGUUCGCUGUGACUGAGCGGGAGCGGGUGAUAAACCACGCAGCAGGCAGCCAUGGCGUCUCGGGCAUCUUUGUCAAAUAUGACACCAGCUCGCUGAUGGUGACGGUGAAAGAGCAGCACAUGCCACUGUGGCAGUUCCUGGUGCGACUGUGCGGCAUCAUCGGCGGCGUUUUCUCCACAACAGGCGUGCUCCAUGGGUUUGUUGGCUUCUGUUUUGAUAUCGUCUGCUGCUGUCACUUCAAACUGGGAGCUUCCAGGCCCGGACAGGUUGCACAGCCAUACAACCAGAUGAACAAUCACCACAGCAGCCUACUGACGGACAGCGGCCCUCAGGAGUAACCCUUUAUCCACCAGCCCUCUACCAUACGCCCACGUCAACAGACUUGAUCUGCCAACUUGACCAAGUUAACCGGUUUUCAUUCCAGCCCAAAAAUUGGGAAGCGAUCCUUGAUACUACCCUGUAUACAUUUUAUGGAUCCUCAAAAGUGCAAAGGUAUUGUGAGCGGGUUUCCUUCAUGCCAAAAUGAUCUCCUGUCAUGUCAAGAUAUUUCCUUUCCCCUCUACCACACAAAGUAAAGCAGCGUAGAAAAUAUUCUGCUGUGCUUAAAACGGGAGUCUGGAAACUCGAGGCUUUGCACGAUGUUGACGAAUGUUGGGAUUCACAUCUGUCCAUCUCUGGUUCCUUAGAUAUGAAUGCAUUAUUGUACAUCUCAUCAAGACUUCUAGAAAAUAUUGAUGUAUCCUGUGCCCAGUGACUGCAAUGUAUUUUUGGAUUUGUUUCCUUUAGAUAAUUUGAUUUCUGUGUUUUUGCAGAAUAUAUUGUAAUUUGCCAUAGCAACAAGUUUGAAUGAAGUUUUAAUACCCACAUGGC